This is a messenger RNA of Merops nubicus (carmine bee-eater), 1164 nucleotides long. RefSeq names its product phosphatidylinositol glycan anchor biosynthesis, class G (gene PIGG). The annotation marks the transcript as partial. The record is from RefSeq and is a predicted model, not a curated record. NCBI's taxonomy places the organism in Eukaryota, Metazoa, Chordata, Aves, Coraciiformes, Meropidae. Gene Ontology annotation, biological process: GPI anchor biosynthetic process. The transcript has 6 exons. Gene Ontology annotation, cellular component: endoplasmic reticulum membrane.
GACUAUAUCCCAAGGGACUUCCUCAACCAGUGUUCUAAACUGGUUGAAGUCUGUCCUUUGGAAGACCAUGAGGGAAAUUACUUUUACCUUUUGUUUUCCUGUUUGUUUUUUUUUUUUCCUGAGGUUGAUGAUAAUGUUACCAGGCAUUUGGAUAGAGUGUUAAAGAGAGAAGACUGGGAUCUCCUAAUACUGCAUUACCUGGGAUUGGACCAUAUUGGACACAUGACUGGGCCAAACAGCCCAUUAGUGGGACCAAAGCUUCGUGAAAUGGAUAACAUCUUGAAGAAGAUCCAUAUUUCUCUUCUUUUAAACGAAGAACCUUCUCUGCCCAAUUUGCUUGUUGUUUGUGGGGAUCAUGGGAUGUCUGAAACAGGUAGUCAUGGUGGUUCUUCAGAAGGAGAAGUGCACACACCACUACUGUUUAUCAGCUCAGCUUUUGAAAAGAGAAGUGGUCCUCUAACCCAACCUGAACUUGUGCAACAAACUGAUUUAGCAAGCACACUGGCAGUAGGUCUUGGUCUACCAAUUUCAAGAAACAGUGUUGGGAACCUUAUAUUGCCCGUUGUGGGAGGCAAGACAAUGAGAGAACAACUACGUUUUAUGCACUUGAAUGGGUUCCAGCUUAGCAGACUGCUGCAAGAGAAUACACCUGCAUAUGAAAAAGAUCCUGGAUAUGAACAUUUUAAGAUAGCAGAGAAGUCCCAUGGUAAUUGGAUCAAAUUGUAUUUAGAGGGGAAUAAUUCAGAAAUACUCUUAAAUAUUGGCAGAAAGGUCCUGAAGCAAUAUUUGGAGGCCCUGAAGACUCUCAGUUCUUCACUAAGCAAACAAGUGGCACAAUAUGACAUGUAUUCGAUGAUGGUGGGGACUGUGAUCAUUAUGGAGGUUCUGCUGCUGCUUUUGCUCCACGUUCCGAAAGCCCUGAGCAGCCGGGCAGAAUUUGAAGUGCCUCUCUCCCCUCCACUGUUCUCUCUGCUGUUUUACUUGAUGUGUUUGACGCUGUGUGCAGUUCACGUCAUUGUAUGCACAUCGACAGAAAGUUUGUGCUAUUUCUGCAGUAUGUCCUGGCUAACAGCAGUUGGAGUGAUGAUGCUGAUCUCUGCUCUCAUGUGCGGUAUUUUAUCUGCCAUUGCAAAGAUCCUUGAGAAUUCCAGACUUCCACGGAAG